AUGAAGCAGCUCACUGUGUCUGAUGGAUCUUCAUCUCCGGCCGAGAGGAUGCGCUGGAGUUUGGUUUUGGUGCAGUUUCUGGCGGUGCUGGCGCUGGGGAUCCGCCCAAGCUCCGGGGCUGGUUCCUUGACCAGGUGUCCGUGUCCAUCCCUGAAUCUGUGCCAGCCUCUGCCCGCCGACCAUCAGUACCAAGUCGAGGCUGUUGUCUUUGAUAAUGGAGGAUCUGCAUGGAUGUAUUAUGACUGGUCAAAGGUCACCACAAUUGUGACGACACAACCUGUCAACCCAUCACUUCUGUGUCAAGCUCAUGAGCACAGUGUUCGGCUUGUCUUGAAAGAGAAAAUACGUCAGACGCACUUGAAGAAUAAAAAGGACCAGGACAUUUGGAUCAGAGAUAUGGCAUAUUUCGUAAGCACUCAAUUCAUGGAUGGAAUCUACCUGGAGCUGUCACACCUUGUUACAAAUUUUAAAGCAUUACCCAAGCUGCUUAUGGCGAUAAAAGAAAUCUUCCAUCACAAACUACCUGGAUCUCAGGUCUCAAUUAGUGUCCCUUGGUCUCCAGACUGUCCAGAUGGCAAGUGCUAUGAUUACACAUCAAUGGCACAGUCCUGUGACUUUUUAUAUGUGAAGGCCUAUGACAUGCAGCUUGAAAUGUGGGAUGAGUGCUUUGCAAAAGCAAAUGCUCCCUAUGACCAGACAUUCUCAGGUCUGUCUCAUUAUAUCCAGCUGGGUGUCAAUCCCAAGAAACUCAUACUAGGACUGCCAUGGUAUGGUAAUGAUUUUCCUUGUCAGCAUUUCUAUGAGCCUGGAAGAUGCAAAUUGUCAAAGUAUGUUUUUAAUGGUGCUCCAUGCAGUUCCCAAAUUGCAAAGAGGAUUGCCUAUAAAGAUAUCAUGCAGUUGAUACCCAGGUCAUUCACUGGAAGAUAUUGGGAUGAUAACUACAAAUCUCCAUAUUUUGUGUACAUGGAUAAAGAUGUUUACCAUGAGGUGUGGUAUGAUGACCCACAGAGCCUUUCACUAAAGUCGUCUAUUGUGAAGAAGUUAAAACUUGGUGGUAUUGGUGUCCAGUUUGGAAAUAACCUCAACUACAGCGCGAAUCCAACAGCAGCAAUGCAAACUGAAGACAUGUGGAAUGCUCUCUGCCCAACCAGGUUAAAAUGGAGAACCUGA
Molecule: messenger RNA, 1170 nt
Organism: Chiloscyllium plagiosum (whitespotted bambooshark)
Lineage: Eukaryota; Metazoa; Chordata; Chondrichthyes; Orectolobiformes; Hemiscylliidae
Product: di-N-acetylchitobiase-like
Biological process (GO): oligosaccharide catabolic process
Molecular function (GO): chitin binding
Source: RefSeq, a predicted model, not a curated record